This is a messenger RNA of Aspergillus uvarum CBS 121591, 1047 nucleotides long. Its product is annotated as phosphatase PAP2 family protein. Gene Ontology annotation, biological process: phospholipid metabolic process. Lineage: Eukaryota; Fungi; Ascomycota; Eurotiomycetes; Eurotiales; Aspergillaceae. The coding region runs from base 1 to 1047 and encodes 348 amino acids. The record is from RefSeq and is a predicted model, not a curated record. The transcript has 2 exons. Gene Ontology annotation, molecular function: phosphatidate phosphatase activity.
AUGAGACAAGGCAAUAGAGACUUCGCCCUGCUAUCGGGCGAGCCAGGGAGAGCCCCCAAGCGCUUGAUAUUUUCCUACGUGCUCGACUGGAUGCUCAUCAUUCUUCUCGUCAUCGUUGGUGCAAUCCUAUACAGCAUCACCGGCUCCGAACACGUCUUCUCCCUCGACGACCCCAGCAUAUCGUAUCCCUUGAAAGAUGACACCGUAUCAAUCGUCACCGUCGGAAUCGUCUGCUGCGCCGUCCCCGCGCUUCUCAUCGCCGUCCUCAGUCUCCUCUUUCCGAUCCCUUGGAGACUCCGCUUCUGGGAAUGGCACGCCGGGUGGCUGGGACUGGGUCUCAGCCUCGCCGGCGCCUUCUUCGUCACCUCCGGCCUCAAGGACGUGGUGGGCAAGCCCCGGCCGGACCUGCUCGCGCGGUGCCAGCCCAACCUGUCCCUCAAUCUUACCGCGUACGCCGUCAGCGGGUUGGGCGUGGAGCGUCCGGAAGCCCCUGUGAUGGUCACCACGCGCAUCUGCCAAACUUCCGACUCCAAGACCCUCCGCGACGGAUUCGCCGCGUUUCCGUCCGGCCACUCCUCGUUCUCUUGGUCGGGCCUGCUCUACCUGUCGCUCUGGCUGGGGGCGAAGUUCGCCCGUGCUGUUCCUGCUCACCACGGGAACUCGUACAGCCAGGCGGCUGCUGCUCCACCCGUAUAUCUACUCUUACUGUCCGCUAUACCUAUCGGGGGUGCCCUCUAUAUCUGCGGCACGCGCUAUAUGGACUAUAUGCAUGCUGGGUGGGAUAUCAUGGGGGGGAGUUUGAUUGGGAUUACCUUUGCGAUCCUGGGCUUCCGCUGGUAUCACGCCCCAGCUGGGCAGGGAGAUGAGGGCUGGGGCUGGGCGCUGGGUCCGCGGUCAGCGGACCAUGCGUUCGGGGUGGGCUUGGUUGCCCCAGGGGAGUUUCGGGGCGAUGACCGGAGGCCGGUGGAGAAUCGAGAAGGGUUUCUGGAUGUCGAGCUCAACACUAUCGAUGGCUCGCAGAGUGUGUUGCGGGUUGCCAAUCCCUAG